AUGUCCAACUCGUCCUUGUCUUCCCUCGGCGGUGCCUGCGGAAUGUCCGCAUCUACCAUCGUCGCGAAGGCCGCGUCCGGGUCGCAUGUCCUCAAGAUCGAUGGCUACUCCCGCACCACAGGGUUCGGCGUCGGCCAAUUCAUCACGUCGAGGUCGUUCAAAGUCGGAGGCCGUCGCUGGUGCCUGCGAUACUACCCCGACGGUUGCGACUACAACUGCAACGACUGGAUAUCCAUCUUGCUCUGCCUUGAUCUCAGCGAGGCAGGCGAAGUCAGAGCACUGUACAAGAUCAGCUUGCUUGAUCAGGAAGGCCACCCGGUGGCAUCAUAUGUGAGGGAAAGCCAGACAUGCAUGACCUUCUCGAGAAUGGUAGCGCCACGCGGUUUCGGCCACUUCAUAACUAAGGCAGGAUUGCAGAAUCCGCUUUACCUGAAGGAUGAUGCUUUCAGCCUGAGGUGUGAUAUCACCGUGGUGACCGGGAUCGUCACGGAGGACGUUGUGAUUCCCUCGGCGGAACCCCUGACAUAA
This is a messenger RNA of Lolium perenne, 528 nucleotides long. RefSeq names its product BTB/POZ and MATH domain-containing protein 1-like. Gene Ontology annotation, biological process: protein ubiquitination. NCBI's taxonomy places the organism in Eukaryota, Viridiplantae, Streptophyta, Magnoliopsida, Poales, Poaceae. Gene Ontology annotation, molecular function: protein binding. The record is from RefSeq and is a predicted model, not a curated record.